AUGCAGCCUCUUAUAUCUAUGGUGCUGGCUAGCUUUGUGCGACUCGGGGCAGCUUUCACAACGCCAGGCCAUGUCAGAGAUUCACCUUGCGGUGUUGAGCAACCCUCGGCGGCUUUGUUAGCGGCUCAUCGUGAGAUAGCGGCUACGGAGAAGAAUCAUUUGCUCCGACGAAACGAAACAACCGAUACGCCUCCAGCGAUUGCUGUUGAUGUCUACGCACACAUCAUCUCAACUUCAGAAACAGCCAAGGAUCACCACGAUAACAAUACUAUACAUGAGCAAAUAGCCCUUCUUAAUACCUAUUUUAACCCGGGUAAUAUCUCAUUCGUCCUUAAAAAUGCAAAUUGGACUGUGAAUCCAUAUUUUUCCGAGGGCAAUAACACGAUGCGUAUGAAGAUACUACACCACAAGGGCGAUAACCGACAUUUGAAUAUUUACUACGGGAAAAAUCCAUUGGGAGCUACAAAUAGCAGAGCCGUCUCUACCACCCCAGAUGACCUGGUGGGACAGCCGCUGGGGCUUGAAAUGGAUGGCAUCAUGAUUCCGGCCUACUGGCUUUAUGGUGACCGAAAACAAACCGUCGUUCACGAGGUCGGUCAUUGGUUCGGACUGCUUCACACAUUCAACGACGACUGCAACGGCAACGGCGACGAGAUUGACGACACUCCCGCACAUGCAGACGCAUCGGAGGGGUGCUCUGCGAUGCCACCACUCGACACUUGUCCUGGAAAGCCUGGCAACGAUCCCGUUCAUAACCCAAUGAACUAUAUACCCGAGUGA
Messenger RNA from Metarhizium brunneum ARSEF 3297, 780 nucleotides. RefSeq lists its product as uncharacterized. Gene Ontology annotation, molecular function: metallopeptidase activity. The record is from RefSeq and is a predicted model, not a curated record. NCBI's taxonomy places the organism in Eukaryota, Fungi, Ascomycota, Sordariomycetes, Hypocreales, Clavicipitaceae.